GUACAACCUCUCUUCAAGGUUUCAUUCUCACAAUCCAUACACAUACACAUACACACGAUGUCCUGGAAACUCUCUGCGAUUCUGACUGGACACAAGGGCGAUGUCAAAGCUGUCAUUGCCCCAACGGACUCGAUGGUUGUUUCUGUUUCUCGCGACAAGUCCGUCAGAACUUGGCGAAGACAGUCCAACAACGCAUUCUCGGAAGACAAAGUCUUCCUCGGCCACACCAACUAUGUCAACUCGGUCGCAUUUAUUGGUGCAUCGGAAGCCAACCCUCAUGGACUGAUCAUCACGGGUGGAAGUGAUAAACUGAUCAAUGUAUGGGAUCCUGAAAAUGCUAGUGAACCUGUCUACACCCUUGUGGGUCACACCGACAAUGUCUGUUCCCUAUAUGCCGAUACCGAUGGACAUAUUGUGUCCGGCUCAUGGGACAAGACCGCAAAGAUCUGGAGAAACUGGCAAUGUGUGCAUACUCUUCAAGGACAUACGCAAGCCAUUUGGGGAGUUAUAGAGCUGGAGCACGAGGUCGUUGUCACAGCCUCGGCAGACAAAACGAUAGCCAUGUGGAAGAACGGAAAGAAGAUCAAGACCAUCACAGGUCACGAAGACUGUGUCCGCUCGCUGGCACUCCUUCCUGGCAUUGGCUUUGUUUCGUGCGGAAACGACGGUGCUGUUAUCGUGUGGUCGAACGAUGGCAACCCCGUGCAAGCAUUGGACGGACACACCUCCUUUGUCUACUCUUUAGCAACCCUUCCUACCGGCGAGAUCUUCUCCAGCGGCGAGGAUCGCACGGUCCGCGUGUGGGAACAUGGUGUAUGUACGCAGACCAUCAUUCACCCCUGCGUCUCUGUUUGGUGCGUUGCUGCCUUACCCAAUGGAGAUAUCGUAAGUGGUGGAUCUGAUGGAUUCGUCCGUGUCUUCACCCGGAACAAGGAGCGUGUUGCAAGCGCCGAAAUCUUGAAGGCUUAUGACGAGGAGAACGCGGCUGCUUCCAUCCCCUCAAACCAAGUAGGAGACAUCAAAAAGGACGACCUUCCUGGCCCAGAGGCUUUGCAGCAACCGGGACGCAAAGAUCAGGAUGUCAAGAUGGUUCGCGUCGGAGACACUGUUGAGGCCCACCAGUGGUCAAAUGCUGAGCAGUCUUGGUCAAAAAUCGGAGAGGUCGUGGAUGCAGUCGGUCAAAACAGGAAGCAGCUCUAUGGAGGGGUGGAAUACGAUCAUGUUUUCGAUAUCGACGUUGGAGAGGGCCUUCCUGCCUUGAAGUUGCCAUUUAAUGUCACUGAGAACCCGUACACAGCUGCACAGGCGUUCUUGACCAAACACGACCUCCCACUGGAAUACCUGGACCAAGUCGCGAAUUUUAUCACCAAGAAUGCGCGUGCUGUAUCCCAAGGGGAGACUGCAGCUGCUGGAGACCCUCUGACAGGCGGUUCGCGUUACACCCCUGCACAGAGCGUCUCGUCCUCACUUGGAUCAUAUAAUCCAUGGGGCAAUGACGCUCCAAAGGCUCAGCCAGCCGUCAAGCGCCUCAUUCCGCAGCUCACGAAUGUCCCUUUCAAGGAUGCCAACCUCUCCGCAAUUCACAAGAAGAUUCUGCAGCUGAACACGGAACUGGCCUCUUCCAGCGCGGCUCUUUCCAGCGCGGAUCUACAGCAACUUGAGUCACUCUUCAAAUUUUUGGGCGCGCCACCUAAGCAGCCGACAGCACAGCCGCAGUACGUUUCGCUGCUGCUAAAGAUUUUCAACACCUGGCCCGAGGCAUCACGCUUCCCCGCUAUAGAUUUGUUGAGGUUGUUGACGCUAUAUUCCACGAGUCCGGCAGAGACACCAGAUCUACUCAAAACACUGCUGACCGCAUCGCGCACUCAUGAAACAAGCCUUAUGCUGGUCGCACGCCUUAUCGUCAACUUUUGCGAGACCGACCUGGGACGCGAGGUGGCCAUGAACGAAAUUUCGACUGUAUUAGAGUUCAUGGAGGAUGACGCUGUUUGGCAGAGCACCAACAAGAACCUGAAGAUCGCGCUGGCAACCGUUUAUAUGAGUUACUCAACUAUUCUUUUGAAGCGCCAUGAUGACGAUGCUUUGGCCAUUCAGUAUGUUGGGGUAUUGACCAAAAUCCUUGAGAAGGAGAGGGAGCAGCAAGUGCAGUACCGUCUCCUGGUCGCGCUGGGCAACCUCAUUUUCGCACACGAGAGUGCCAAGGAAUCGGCAGCGAUUUUUGGCGUGAAAGGCGUUCUCCAAUCGGCGGUGCUAUCCAGACCCACAUCUGAGAGAAUCUCCACAGCAGGAGUAGCCAAUGAAAUUGUCAAACUUCUCCAGUGAAGAGACCACGCUGGAUGUGUGGAAUUUGAAAGUUACUGUGGGCGUUGAGAAAAAUAAUAAAGUUAAAAAUACAACA
Molecule: messenger RNA, 2398 nt
Organism: Gamsiella multidivaricata
Lineage: Eukaryota; Fungi; Mortierellomycota; Mortierellomycetes; Mortierellales; Mortierellaceae
Product: WD40-repeat-containing domain protein
Exons: 12
Coding region: 58-2322 (754 amino acids)
Biological process (GO): proteasome-mediated ubiquitin-dependent protein catabolic process; ubiquitin recycling
Cellular component (GO): cytoplasm; nucleus
Molecular function (GO): ubiquitin binding
Source: RefSeq, a predicted model, not a curated record